Aspergillus versicolor CBS 583.65 is the source of this 711-nucleotide messenger RNA. RefSeq lists its product as uncharacterized. The transcript has 2 exons. NCBI's taxonomy places the organism in Eukaryota, Fungi, Ascomycota, Eurotiomycetes, Eurotiales, Aspergillaceae. The record is from RefSeq and is a predicted model, not a curated record. Bases 221 to 493 code for a protein of 90 amino acids.
CUCGGAAACCCCCAUACGGCAUAGCUUCAUCUGGCGGGCUGAUUCGGUUUUCCCUGCACGAGGCACGAGUCCUGUUAACUAGCGUGGCAUCCAUCCGACGCUUGACUCGGACACCGCACAGUCAGAGAUCCGUGCGCAAGUUGCCUUAAUACGAAGGAGUACCAGCAUGGAGGACGACCCUGUUACCUAGAACUGGAGCAGUUAGCUACGAAUUCUACCAAUGAGGCAAUUCUCCAGAUUCCAGAACAUCUCCUCCUUCGAUUUUGUUUUGGUUUUGGUUUUGGCUUCGUGGCUUCAGGUUUCUCUGUCCGGACCCUCUUUGGGGAUUGGAGGUAUAUUAGAUGAGUGGAGUCGUAAGUACCCCGUACCUCGUACUCAAACAAAUACGUACGACAUCACUUCCUUUGUCCAUCGAGCAGGGAUGAUUACUCCGGUAGUAAGCCAACAGUCGCUGCUCGAAUCGGCUCAACUCCGAUUUCGCCAUUGGUUGUGAAUGCCAGAAAAAGAAAAGAGAGAAAAAUUUCACCCACAACUCGACUGACUCGCGAGGGACUCGUUAUUACAUACCUACACCUAGUGACUGGAUCACUGGAUACGUAUUUACAUUUUCGUGGCUUAUCAACGGAAUAGUUAACUUAACUUGUCUUUUGACCUGGCAGUUCUUGCAGGUGAAAUGCUUCUUUUUUUUGUUCUUUUUUUUUUUUUUUUUUU